UAGAAAGGGUUUAUCCAGGGGUUCUCUAUCAUUUUCCACUUAACCAGGCCACUCUCUACUCACUCCGACACGCUUUUGCUUAAUCUAUCUCUUCUCCCUCCCUCAAGCAUGAGCUUAGCUUCCACUCCACACCACCAGCCAUGACCCAACCACCGCAACCUCACCCCCCAAAGCACCGCCACCCUUCCUGCCACCGCCACCCUUCCAAACCCGUCACUGGAUUCUGCGCCUCCUGUCUCCGAGAACGCCUCGCCGGCAUCGACCCUGACACCCACCAAGAAACCCCCGUGACCCAUCUCGCCGCCGAGCUCCGUCGUAGCAAAUCCUACUCCAGCACCACCACAAGAAACAACCCCAACAAUAACAAUGCCUCCACCACUGCCACCACCUCUGAGCCCCGCCGCAAAUCAUGCGACGUUGGACCGUUUCGUAACACUCUCUCUGAUCUCUUCCACGUCGAUGAUAAAAGAAGAAGCUCCUCGAUUGAAAAGACAAAGGGUUUUGAUUCAGGGCUUGAAUUAAAAGAAGAGGAGAAUUUAGGAGAGAUUAGGGUUUCUGCGCAGGAUGCGAAUAACAGUGAAGGGAAUGUGGAGGAUCUUGAAGAGGAUGGAGAGUUAAAAACAAUGAAAGAGUUUAUAGACCUUGAAUGGGAGAGAAAGAAAACUGGAGGGAGACAUCUCAAGGACAUUGCGGGGAGUUUUUGGGAGGUGGCUUCAGUGUUUAGUAAGAAAUUAGGGAAAUGGCAGCGAAAACAUAAAAGGAAGGAGAAGAUAGAUGGGGGAAAUCUUGGUGGUUUGGUGAAAAAUGAGAAGUUGAGUGUCAGGAAAUUGAGAGAGACGCAAUCAGAGAUUGGAGAGUAUGGAUUUGGGAGGAGAUCUUGUGACACUGAUCCAAGAUUAUCUGUGGACGUGGCACGGUUGUCUGUUGAUGAUUCUCACUAUUCGUUCGAUGAGCCUAGGGCUUCUUGGGAUGGAAACUUAAUUGGUAAAACUUAUCCGAGGCUAACUCCAUUGGUUUCGGUUAUGGAGGAUGUCAAGUUGCCUAGUGGUGCUGUUGAGAAUGCAAAGGAGAAUGAUAGUCUGAAGAAUGAAGGGGAAAGUAGUCCUGGAGGUACGAUGCUAACUAUGAAUUAUUAUUCAGACAGGAGGAGGAAGAGUUUUGAUCGUUCCGGAUCUAAUAGGAGAGUGGGGCUAGGGGAUGAAGAGUUUAAAUCAAUGUCGAAUGCCAAGGUGUCUCCUGAAACAGUUGGGUUAUUCCAUGGGGCAAAGUUGUUGGUCACAGAGAAAGAAUUGAGGGACUCAAAUUGGUACUCUCACAAAGAUCACCGUGAGGAGAAUGUGGAUGCCGUUUCCAAAGAUGUUAGUUCUAUUACUGGUGGCGGGGUUAGGAAGAAGGGUUUCAAAUUCAAGAAGUCGCAUAAGUGGUAUGGCGUGUGGAAUAUUUGGGGUUUGAUGCAGAGGAGUAGUCAGAGAAAAUGUGGAGAUGAGGAGAGUCGAGUUAGUGGAAAUGCGGUUCAUGGGCCAAUACCAGAGUCUUGGCAGAAUUUGAGUGGCGUGGCCGAUGGAGAAGCAAACAGGAUUGUGAGCCCGAAGCUUAUUCGGAGCUAUACUGUGAGUGCAAGGGAUUCCUGCCAGAUGGCUUGCAGUACAAAUGGUGCUGAGAGCAAAGCGAAUGGCAUUAAGAGAGGGGAAGAGCUUUUGCUGCAGCGGAACCGGAGUACCAGUAGGCUCUGAGCCUUGGAAAUGCAGUUACUUGUGAUGUUGUUAUAGAGAAUGUAUUUGCUUCUAGAAAGACUGCGGGUGGCUUUCGGAUGAAUGGGAGCAUUAUUACAGACAGGGAUGCAAGCAAAUUAACGUAUCUGGCACAAGGCUUGGGUCAAGUUAACUUGAUCCUCGACCACUGUCACUAGUAGUCCUAUAAUUAGAGAAAGGAAUCCAGUUUUACAUGUUUCAGAGUAUUAGACCAUGUGGUUUUUGCUAGCGAUUUGAUAAACUCAGUGGAGAGAUAGCUAGGGCCUUUCUGCACUGAUUAUUGGCCUCCAUUGUCUUCUUAUUGCCAGAUUAAAUCUCUACUGUGAAAUCAUUGUCAAAGCUCUCCUUGCGUAGCUGUGAAUUUGUAACACUCUUAUCUAUGUAAGUGCAAUACAUUUGAUGCACUUAAAAGAAGAUUUCUGGUGCUUAGAUGUCUUGCUCUUCGUGGGAUUGUGCUUCACGUGUAUAGCUGCAGGUUGCCGGUAGAAGAUCUUGCUUUUUUGCCUUUUGGUGUAGGGGAAGAUGCUUGCGCAUAAAGGAUCCAAAAUUACUUCUGUGUCCUACCAAAUGCUUCCAAAACACAUACCACUCUGUUAUAUCCUAGUCCACUCACUUUUUCUUAAAAUAAAUAAAUUAAUUAAAAACUGACAUGACUUUUGUUG
Molecule: messenger RNA, 2413 nt
Organism: Populus nigra (black poplar)
Lineage: Eukaryota; Viridiplantae; Streptophyta; Magnoliopsida; Malpighiales; Salicaceae
Product: protein OCTOPUS-like
Exons: 2
Coding region: 141-1733 (530 amino acids)
Source: RefSeq, a predicted model, not a curated record